This is a messenger RNA of Pipistrellus nathusii (Nathusius's pipistrelle), 756 nucleotides long. The record is from the annotation of a GenBank genome assembly. NCBI's taxonomy places the organism in Eukaryota, Metazoa, Chordata, Mammalia, Chiroptera, Vespertilionidae.
AUGUCGGAGAAACCAAAGGUGUAUCAAGGAGUCCGGGUGAAGAUCACGGUGAAGGAGCUGCUGCAGCAGAGAAGGGCUCACCAGGCAGCCUCAGGGGCAACUCUGCCCGGAGGAAACAGUGUCCACCUUUCAGAUCCGGUCACACCACCUUCUGCAGUGUAUUUUGAACCUGAAUCAGUUUCUUCCACACCUAAUUAUUUUCAACCACGAGAAUUUUCUAGUUGUGUUUCUUGUGAAGAAAACCCAAGCUUCCUCGACCAGAUCUUGGAUUCCUACCUUCAGACAGAGACUCAUCUGGACCCUUUGCUCAAUUCCACGCAAAGUACUCCACACUGCUUCCCGGACAGCUUCCAGGCUGCCCCUUUCUGCUACAACCAGAGCCUGACCCCGGGGUCACCUUCAGAUUCCACUCUCUCUGGCUCCUUAGACUUCGGUUACUCGCCAGCUCAUCUGCCUUCCUAUACACCGGAGAAUUACAAUUCCGCCCCUUCUCUGGACACCAGAAACUGUGGCUAUCCCUCGGAAGACUACUCCUACCCUCACUUGCCCUCCCACACCCAAUACGACUGCUUCUUCCCAGCCUCAACCUCAGGCUGCUACUGUGUGUCCUGCGAGGCUGAGCACUUGGCCACCAUCAGAGCCUCUGAGUACUUUUCCUGUCCCGGCACAGACUGUGUAACCCUGGAUCCCUCAGCAGCAGCCGGCAGUGAUUUCUACAUGCAGGAAACAAACUGUGACAUCUGCUACAGCUCAUAG